UUUGCGUAAAAUUGCUGUUUGCGCGAGAGUUGGAUCUACCUCUUCAUUGGGCUGUGACACAGGAAGUAGUCCAUUUGAGAUUAAAAUGACAUCAUUCAAAUCCAGGUUGAAGGAACUGGAUGUUAUGCUGGAUGAGGAUAUCAUAUGUCUCAAGGAGCUCAGGAAAUACUGUUUUCAAGGCAUUCCUGUGGAGCAGGGUCGGCGUGCGCUCUGCUGGAAGCUGCUACUCAACUACCUACCGCCGAGCCGCGCCGCCUGGGACGAGGCGCUCCGCGGACAGCGUGACACUUACCGGCGCUUUGUCCGUGAGAUGGUGGUGCGGCCGGGCGGGCGAGCGGACGGCAGCGUACCGUCGCGCGUUGACGUCACGGAGCGUGACCAUCCGCUCAGCCUCGACCCCGACUCACAGUGGCAGGCCUUCUUCAAGGACAACGACGUGCUCGGACAGAUCGACAAGGACGUCAGGCGACUGUGCCCGGACAUCUCUUUCUUCCAGCAGCCGACCGAGUACCCCUGCCGGGAGGUGGUCUGCGGCGACUACCACGAACGGCUGCACGAGCGCGUCGACCGUGUCUACCUCAGCUCGUCUAACGUGCGCCGCGUCGGGCUGGGCAUGAACAAAAUGGUGGACUCGAAGCUGCGCCCGUCGGACAUGGACUACGUGCCGCUGCCGCUGGGUCAGGAGGCCCACUGGGAGGUGGUGGAGCGCGUGCUCUUCCUGUAUGCGAAGCUCAACCCCGGCCAGAGCUACGUGCAGGGCAUGAACGAGAUUAUCGGCCCCAUCUACUACACGUUCGCCUCGGAUCCCGACACGAAGUGGAGAGAGCACGCCGAGGCAGACACGUUCGGCGUGUUCACCAACCUGAUGUCGGAGAUCCGCGACUUUUUCAUCAAGACGCUGGACGACUCGGAGUCUGGCAUCAACUACCGGCUGCGGCUGCUGAUGGAGCGGCUGCAGCAGCACGACCCGCACCUGGCCGUCCGGCUGCGCGUGCAGGAGCUGCGACCCCAGUACUUCGCCUUCCGGUGGAUGACAUUACUCCUGUCGCAAGAGUUCACGUUGCCAGACGUCAUCCGCAUCUGGGACUCGCUCUUCGCCGACGAGAAGCGGUUCAACUUCCUCACAGAAGUCUGCUGCGCCAUGAUGGUCCUGAUACGGGACCAGCUGAUGUCGGGCGACUUCGCGCACAACAUGAAGCUGCUGCAGAGCUACCCUCCCGUCGAGAUCCGCACUGUGCUGGCGCGGGCCGAGACGCUCAUGCACAGGUAA
Messenger RNA from Pollicipes pollicipes, 1270 nucleotides. Its product is annotated as TBC1 domain family member 13-like. Gene Ontology annotation, molecular function: GTPase activator activity. Gene Ontology annotation, biological process: intracellular protein transport; activation of GTPase activity. The record is from RefSeq and is a predicted model, not a curated record. Lineage: Eukaryota; Metazoa; Arthropoda; Thecostraca; Pollicipedomorpha; Pollicipedidae.